Rangifer tarandus platyrhynchus (Svalbard reindeer) is the source of this 1782-nucleotide messenger RNA. The record is from the annotation of a GenBank genome assembly. Lineage: Eukaryota; Metazoa; Chordata; Mammalia; Artiodactyla; Cervidae.
AUGGCUGAGGACCCGGAGCCUGAAUUUUACCUGAGGUGGAAGCACUGUGAGACGCCAGGUGUUAAGACUCUGUGCAAUCUGAGGACGCUGCUGAACCAGCUCCAGAAAGACCACAGAGAUGACGUCUGCAUGUACAUGUCCGGACACCUGAACCCCAACAAGCUCUACAGGCCCCCGGAGACCAUCCUGUAUCACUGGCCCAACGCCAACAGGCCCCCGCAGGCAAAAGUCUUCGGAGCAGAGAGGCUAUCUGAUGAGGUUAAGAAGAUGAAAGAUGCUUUGGCUCGUUUUACCAUCAGCACAGCGGUGGGCCCGAGUGAUGCUGAGAACACACCACUCUUCAGGUAUCUGAACCCUCCCGCGCAGGCCUCCCACGCUUCGCAGGAGGACGUGAGUCCUAAGGCGGGGUUGAGAGAGGAGGGCUCUCCUGAACGGCCAAAGAGAGGGGAGCUGAUAUUGCCCGACAUAAAGGUCCUGAAGUACAAGGAGGUGACGUCCAGCCGUGAGUGCGUGUCGUCCCCGCCAGGCAGGGACGAGUUCCAAUACGUCAGCUCGUACUUGGCCGGCGUAACGAAAGCAGACAGGUACAGGCAGUUCUUGAGCUUCCAGAAACAAGUGCUGGCAAAGCAAGACCUCCUGAUGAGGGACUUCACUGGGAGCCAGGCAGCGAGGUGCCACGAGAAGAAGCUGGAGCAGGAGCUCCAGAAAAUAUGUGUCUGUGACCCUGAAGAGUUCAACAGACUCCAGGUCUUUGGAGAAGUCUUUGAAGAUAUUUGCAAUAGUUCUUUGAUAUUUGGUGAUAUCUUGAAAGAAAUUAAGGAAGAAUAUGAACUCUAUAUGCUAUUACUUCUGAAGAACCAUCCCACAGAAGAGUAUAAGUCUUUGCUGGCUGAGGUCCAGAGUCUGAAGAAGGGGAAGGUGAAGACAGCGGGUGUCCAACGGGCCAAGGAGGAACUGAGAGCGCUCGUGACUGCCGUCAGAGCGGCCCUGGACCACAGCGACAGGCUCAGAAAUGAACUGGAGCAGGAGCGUAAUAUGUUGCUUUUAAAAAAUAUUCCAGAAUCACCUGAGAGAAAGGCCGUGAAGGAGGAGAACCUUACUCUUCUUGAGAAGGUUGGAAAAAAGAGGUGUGAAGUACUUCAUAAAUGGGAUGAGAUUCAAGCUCUGGAGAGAGUAAUGAAAACAACCUUUGUUCAUACUGGGAUUUUGCAAAUCACCGAAAGUAAGAUCAAAAGCUUAGAGACGGAAACUAUAAAGUUGGAAACAGCAAAUAAAAUUUUAAUGAAGAAAAUUCAAACAUACUGCUUGCUGGGCGUGGUCCUCAGUGGUGGAGAUACAGCUGUAGACGCCAAAUGCCAGGCCCCUGGAGUCCUGGAGCUUGCAUUGUGGAAGGGGCAGGCAAACCAACCAGCAAAUUGGCAACCAUGUCAGAUGGUGCUUACUGCUGUGAGUGAAAGUAACGGCGGGGAAGGAGAGGGUGUGCAGGGUGGUGAGGAGGAUGACAUUUCACAGCUGAUGAGGGAAGGUCUGCCUCCUAACAUGCUGGAGAGAUGCCCGAAAGAAGAGGAGGAAUCAUAUCCGUGUCUGGGGGGACUUACAGACAGCAGGAGGGCAUGUGCAAGGGCCCUGGGGGCAGAAGGCUGCGGGACUUCAGGGUUCAGUGGGAUGUGCACCCAGUGCUGCUCGUGGUACCGUCCCGAGAACAGGCACAUUGAGGGCGACAACGCAGCAGAAAAGAGGGGGCAGGGAGAGAUGCUGGGGUCAGGGCAGCGCUUCUCCUAG